AUGGUAAGGAGCUGCCCAUUGCCCGAAAACUCUUGUGGCAAGUUACCUAUUACCGCUGAGUUAGACAAGACCAAGGGGCGGACGCGCCAUCGC
Molecule: messenger RNA, 93 nt
Organism: Penicillium arizonense
Lineage: Eukaryota; Fungi; Ascomycota; Eurotiomycetes; Eurotiales; Aspergillaceae
Exons: 2
Source: RefSeq, a predicted model, not a curated record